Molecule: messenger RNA, 2082 nt
Organism: Dendronephthya gigantea
Lineage: Eukaryota; Metazoa; Cnidaria; Anthozoa; Malacalcyonacea; Nephtheidae
Product: cytochrome P450 10-like
Exons: 2
Coding region: 146-1681 (511 amino acids)
Molecular function (GO): monooxygenase activity; oxidoreductase activity, acting on paired donors, with incorporation or reduction of molecular oxygen; heme binding
Source: RefSeq, a predicted model, not a curated record
GACUUGCUCGCAAUCGCUGUUAGAUAUUCAGACAGCACAUCGUAUUUUAAGAAGUAUAGGAUUUCAAAAAUGUAAAAAAAAAUUUGUUUACAUACGGAUAAGACUUUUAUUAAAAUUCGUGGAAUAACUCGGCAGCUUAUAAACAAUGGCGCUUCUAGCUCGCUUUUUUCAAGAACGUCCGUUCUUUAGCUCACCGCGGUCUUUGUCUUUGAAAGCGAUUGCGCGUACUUCGACCAGCGUUGUAGCAUUAGCACCCAAAGAAGUGUUGCCAUUCUCGGCCAUUCCUGGCCCAAAAGGAACCAUUAGAAAUCUGUUGGACUACGGGAUGAGCAGAGGGACGUUCUUUGAAGUCUUGGAGAAGCGCUUUGAUAAAUACGGCCCGAUUUACAGCGAAAAACUGCUGGACACUCGUAUAGUGAGCAUUUCCGAUGUCGACGCCACGACGAACGUCUUGCGAAGAGAAAAAAACUUUCAGAUGCGACCCGGCUUCGAGGCAGUUGCCGAUAUCGUUGAAGAGACAGGCAGUAGUCUUGGGCUCGCCUCAAACGACUAUGAAAUAUGGUAUCCUGAUAGAUCACUGCUCUCGCCAAAGAUGUUGCGUCCCAAAGACGUGAGUGAGAGAUAUUCCUUGUUGAAUACUAUAGCGAACGAGUUCGCAGAGCGAGCGGCACGUCGUAUUGGAUCAGACGGAGUGGUGAACAACAUAGAAGAAGAACUGAACUUUUGGACCGUAGAGUCGCUUGCUGCGUUCUUGUUCAAUCAACGCCUUGGUUUCUACGACGACCCGCCGGAUCCUGAAGCAGUCGCGUUCGUGAAUUCUGCUCGUAUUAUGCUUGAUAUGACAGGAAAGAUGCUGCACGGUGCUCCUUUUUAUAAGUACUUCAAGACCUCUACCUAUUCCAUGUUGAAGGAAAGCGUUAUUGAAGUAAACACCAGAGGUUUGAACAUAUUAAAUAGAGUUUUAGCAACAAAGCAGGAGAAAGUCAAGACAGUCAGUGGUCACAAACAAUCGUUGUUUGAAUUUCUCUCUGCCAACGAUAAAUCACCAGAAAGAAUGGCGUCGAUGCUUGUUGGUUUGAUGUCAGCCGGCAUCGAUUCCACCAGCGCAACAUGCCUGUGGUUGUUUUACGAACUUGCCCGGAAUCCGGACAUCCAAGAGAAACUCUACAGCGAACUUUUGUCUUCAAUUGGCCCUGAUAGGGAGGUAUCAGCCAGCAAGAUUCCUUCGUAUCUCAAAGCCGUCGUAAAGGAGUCACAACGCCUUUACCCCGUCGCUGGAUAUGUGGUUCCCCGUGUAUUUCAUAACGAUAUCGACGUUCUCGGAUACAAAAUUCCAGCAGGUGUGAAGAUUUAUUCUUACGAAUUUCUGCAUUCAAUCGAUGAGCGUUACUAUGGAGCGGACGCGAAACAGUUUGUACCUGAGCGGUGGAUGCGUGAUGAUGCAGGAAAGAAAAGGGAGUUCAACCCGUUUACGAUGUUGCCAUUCGGCUUUGGCGUAAGAAUGUGCAUAGGUCGGAGAAUGGCCGAGGCAUUGAUCUAUACGGUAACAAGCAAGCUGCUGCUUCGCUACCGUUUGGAGUACGCCGGAGAAUGCGAGCUGAAACGAAGUCUAGUGGGAACGUUCAUGAGUCCAGAUCAGCCUGUUUUGCUUAAGCUCAUUCCUCGCGAAAAAGAGAUUUAAUAAGUGUUAAGUAUUAUUCGCAACACUCCUCCUUAAUAGAAGGGCGACAUAUUGAUACUGUCAUAUUUUUUCAUUUGAAAAACUCUAUAAAUUAAGAAACUGACAAGAGCACAAACAUCUUUUUUACUCAACAUUCUUUGAAUAUAUUUGACAUACCCUCAACAAUAACCUUUACUAACAUCCACAUUAUUAGUAAAGCGUUUGUUAAAUGAUUGCUAUCCAACUGUCUGCAGACUACACCUCAACAUAUAAACUGCUAAGUUAAUGAGAUAUACUCGAAAAAGAACCCUAUAUUUCAAACUGAUAAUUGUGGUUUUAGUAAUCUUCAUAUCACGUGGAAACCGAAUUUAAUUAACACUUAUUUACUGCGAACGAAGGAAACAUGUUUUGUGGACCCGAGA